This is a messenger RNA of Pocillopora verrucosa, 2515 nucleotides long. RefSeq names its product protein SPMIP7. Lineage: Eukaryota; Metazoa; Cnidaria; Anthozoa; Scleractinia; Pocilloporidae. The record is from RefSeq and is a predicted model, not a curated record.
CAGACGGUUCACGUUCCAGAACAAGGCUAUCAUUACAAAUUAGAUUCUUUAUCAAUAUCUGUAACUUCUACCAAAUCAUUCACAACAGUCGACUUAAAAGAUGUGUAUCUGAAGAUUCAAAAAGACUAUAUUUGCCUUUGCUAGGAUGGCUACGGCGGUGAAUACUUCCUUACCCCGGCCGCCAUUCGGCACAUUUCGUCUCCAUCUCUCUGAAGACCCUAUCGCCUUGGAACAACGAUUUAGACGCCAACAGGCAUCCGGAAAAUUUCCAGCAACGUUCUCCACUUACGAUGUAGCUUCAUUUCAAGAGAAAGACGAAGCAUUUUUUCGUAAAUUCGCGGAGAAGGGCGAGCGUCGCGCCGACGCACCGAGGCGAAGCGAUACUCCAGUUGUCGAUCCAACAAGUGGUUUCACUUCAGUCGGUGCCGACGCGGAAGAUGGAAAUUAUCAGCAAAUAGAUCCUCUUGUGAACAAAGAUCAUAGACCACAGUCCGCCAUGCCUUACGGACGACCGAUUGUCUCCCCUAUUCCGGACUUGAGGUCGCAGAACGCUCCAUGGGAGGCGAAAAGCAGGGAAUUAGAGCGGCUUCUGCAGCAACCCAGCCAAUUUCCCGGAUCGAAAGAAGCAAAGGAAAUCUCCCAAAAGGUUCCAGCCAGUGAACUAUUAAAGAACAAAGAAUGGAGGGAUGCAGUGGCAACAAGAUCAUUCUACACAUCAGAAACUCAAAAGUUAUACAGUGGAGUAGAUUGGAGUUCAAGAAUAGCUCCAUCUGUCCCACCACCAAUCACCACAGUUGAACUGCAGCCAGACAUGGUAUCAUACAGAUUCAAUUCAAAAAGAUAUGCGCCAAAAUCAGAACUUUGGCAGCAAAUUGGUAGCAGACCACACAGCUGGGAUUUUGUUCAGUCACGUAAUGGACACCAUGUACAAGGACCCAUAGAUUUCUGCAGCCCAAGCAAAAAGACAGGACAUAUACCAGGAUACAGUGGCCACACCCCUGGAUUUGGUGACAGAGACCAUCCAAGGAAGACGUACACACCAAUUGCUGUGGUGCGUACUUCGCAACCAAGAUACACAGACACCGCUAGGCGUGGCAAUAUUCCCGGCUACUCUGGUUGUGUGCUGUUUUCAUCGCAUCAUCCUACGCACAGCAAAGAACCGGACCCAAAGGCUACAACCACAGCUAGAAUUCACAGAGCACUCAAAGUUCCAACAAAAGUUCAGUUGUCACCGUUUAGACACAAAGGACCGAUGUCCAAAAUGGUGACUUUAACCCGACCCUUCAAUCCAUUUAACCAAGUUUAGGACAUGUGAUAAGUUUGAUAUCCAAAAGAAAAAGUGCUUGUGUAGUGUGUGCUUGACAAUUAGGUAUAAGUUUGAGAAGAUUUUAACCUUUCGUGACCUCUCAAGUAAUUUUUACGAUGCCACGGUGACGCUGCAGUUCCAGUUCGCACCUGUUCACAGAACUAUGUUUCCAGUUGGUGAAGCAACUCUAGAAUUCUAAUACAAACCUUGCCUUAUGGUUGGCACCGAGUUAGGGAUACAAACCUCCAAGAUGCGUGUAUAACCACAAAAAAUAGAGAAUCAGCUUUACUAAAGCAAACCGUCGCCCAAUUGCCAUCAGCUUUGAUAGUUUAACUUUUAACUGAUAGAAACCAAAAAUGAAAGUGAUACGGGAUUUCACUGGAUUUGCUUCACCUGCUCACUCAAGUAUAAAAAUUUUAAAUUGAGUUUCGAUAGCUAUCCAGGUUUACUUGUUUCUGCUUUACCUCGCUCUGUGAUUUUUCUAGAAAACUCGCGCCAUGCUCUCAACCAAAGAGAUACGAAACGAAUACUUAUCGUGGCUUGGCCGCCCGCGUUUUCCCGCGCUUCAGGCAGUUUGCUUGUUUUUACUUGAGUUCUCAUUGGCAAACGAUGUUUUCCUUUGAUAUGAUUGGCCGUUGUGAUUACUUUGGUGUUGGUUUUACGACAACUCAAUCUGGCUCUAUGGAGUAACAGAACUAGUGUGGUCAGGAAAUUAUUGAAGUAACUUAUUUUUUUAAAGAUGGUUUUUACCAUAUUAAACAGGUGACUAAAUGAAAAUUCAAAUUUUACAAAAUGACUCUCUACCGUGAAAAGUAUUGUGAAAUCUAUUUUUGUUGUUUUAUUUCUGUCGUCUUAUUUGCUUUUCUGUGGUAUGAUGGUUUGUUUGUUUCCUAUUUGUACAUAAAAGUUACUUUCUUGAAAAGUCAAAUUUCUCUGUUCAUUCAGUGAGCUUCACUGCGAUGUCAAGCAAUCUCCACGAUGCCUUGAAAAUGGGUAUCGUGUAUGUAUGGUGAACACAAAGAGAAAAAAAGUUGAGAAACGAGGCAACUGUGUGAAAAUUCAUAAAUGAAGACAAAAUCUGGUCUUACUGCAUCUUUUCCUUUAUUUUUAGUCUUUGUGAAUGUUGCAUUUGUAAAUAGCACCAACAGUCUUUGAGACCAUUAUUUAUUAAAUUAAGCUGUAAAGACUGUUAUUGUGAUAAAAUAUUUG